AUGACAUUCCGUCCACCAAAGGGAAAUCUUGGUAAGAAGUCGUUGCUAAAAUUUUCUUCGGAACCUUGUACCUAUAAGCACUACAAUUGUUCGCAGCCAUGUUUAGAAAAUUAUUCGCUUUGCGUGCGCCAUAUAUUAGAAGAUAAAAACGCUCCUUUUAAGCAAUGUAAUUACAUAUAUACCGUUACGGGCAGAAGAUGCCCACUUCCUGCGCCGAAAGGUGAAAAAAAUGAACGUAGAGAAAGUUAUUGUGUUGAACACGUUAGAAAAAUUCAAUUGCGGCAUCAGAAGCAUCGAGGAACUCCUCAGCCUCCAAUAACAAAAGAAAGACUUCUCUCAAACAUAUCACACUACGCCAAAGUAUCGGAUGCCGAAAAAAAUCAAUCAUUGGGUAAAAAUCAAUUAGAUGAUGAUAAAAACAAUGAAAAUACUUCAUCAGCUCAAGAAAUUACUUCAGAUACCAGUGAAAGAGAAAAUGUUCUGAUUACCAAGUGCCUCAAUCCAUUUGUAGAUAUAAAUGCAACUUCAAUAAAUAAUUCUCUUCAUAAAGUUUUAGAAUAUUGUAGCGAGUCUGAUUCUGAUGUUGAUGUUACAACAGUAGAAAAAACUACCAGGGUUAAAGAUGAAGAUUCAAGCGAGGCUGAAAGCGUGGAUUCUUCUGGAGAAGAUAUUUUUAAACAUGCUAAUAUUUACACUCCGGAAGAAGUGGCAUUAAGGACCAAAGAGAAAUUAAUAAGACUACAGACACUGUAUAUAGAACAAUUUAAAAGACUUCAACAUGUUCUUAAAGAAAGAAGAAGAGAUUAUGUUCAUGCAUUGCAAAAAGAAAAAGAAACCCUGUGUUCGAUAGCUAAUCAACCCAGAGAGACUGUCAAAGAGCAAAAGCUUUAUGAAAAAUUGAAAAGUCUUAAUCACUAUCACAAAAGAUAUGGCGUGGAAGCAAUUUUACAUAAAAAAGCAAUCGAAAGAAGAACUUUAGCCACUGAGGGAAUGACCAACAAACCUUCAUCCUCUUCGAAAUGUAUAUUUACAGAGGGGGGAGUGAAAUGUGCUUUAAAAACAUUGCCAUGUUCAAAAUAUUGUGUUAAACACAUUUUACAAGACACACAUCAAAUGUUGUUUCGAGCAUGUGGAGUUAAUAAGGGUGUUUCUUCAUGCCAAGAGCCUGUUCUACAUAUAUUUCCAAAUGAAAAUUGUAUUUUUCAUUUCAACAUUCCUCCACAGCAGUUAACAUACAACACACAUUUAUCUUCAGAAGAUGAAGAAGAAACUGUAGUCAAGCAACCAGAAAUGUCAGAGUUUAAAUCAGUCAAAGUAAAAGAAGAUUUGUCUAAUGCAGCACCUGUGGAAGAGUUACCUUUAGAUAUGUUAGAAAAUAAAGAAGUUUUACAAAGUUUACAAAAAAGUGAUGGUGACCAUUUGUAUUACAUAAAUGACAGUUGCCUUACAAGUUCAAACAUGUCAAAAGAAUGUGUUGUGCCAUUUGAAAGUGAUGAAUCUGGAGAUAUAGUUUGA
Pediculus humanus corporis (human body louse) is the source of this 1515-nucleotide messenger RNA. RefSeq lists its product as uncharacterized. Gene Ontology annotation, cellular component: NSL complex. The transcript has 3 exons. Bases 1 to 1515 code for a protein of 504 amino acids. NCBI's taxonomy places the organism in Eukaryota, Metazoa, Arthropoda, Insecta, Psocodea, Pediculidae. The record is from RefSeq and is a predicted model, not a curated record.